This is a messenger RNA of Spirodela intermedia, 3495 nucleotides long. The record is from the annotation of a GenBank genome assembly. NCBI's taxonomy places the organism in Eukaryota, Viridiplantae, Streptophyta, Magnoliopsida, Alismatales, Araceae.
AUGGACAACGUGGGAGGAAUUACGUCGGCUUCGUCCUUGUCUUCUGCGGGUGACGCCGCAUCGUACCCUUCCAUCCUCCAUAAUUAUCCCCUCUUCUCGGCGAUUCUCGCCUUCGCCAUCGCCCAGUCUACCAAGAUCUUCACUACUCGGUACGUUCAUACACUUUCCAAGUCGACGAUUUCAAUGCUGAGGGCCGAUUGAUCUUCCUCCCUCUCUUUCUCUUAUUUUUUUAUUCACCGGAGGGGUUCGGUUCCUGCCCUCCUUCGACAUGGCUUGUUUUUAUCUUUCUGGUGUUGUCUUGCCUGUUUUCUCGUCCUCUUUUCAUUUCGACGAUCGUCCGUUGUCUCUCCCGGUGUUUAGUUUAGCGACAACUUUGAUCUGAACGCUUUACCGGUAAGGAAUUAUAAAUGCUCGUCGCUUCAGACGACAAGCAGCUAGCUUCACCACGAUCCAGGAGACGUCUUAUUUGAUACUGUAAUCAUCUGUUUCCAACCGUGUUUUGGGCUCUGUUGUGUCUCUUUCAUAAUUACCGGACGUCUCUGCGCGCUAUUAACGACUCAUAAGACAUCUAGGAAUCAAUUUUAUAUCAAACUUCUCGCAUUAAGUGGGAUCUGGAAUAUUUUAGGAAUUUACUUGAGCCGCAUUUCGAAUACACACUCCUGCUGCACACGUAUGUUAGCGUCGUGAUUUUGGAAAAGACUGGGAAAUUCUCGAGUUUUCUUCUAGUUAAAGUGUACCAGGGACUUGCAUCAAGUAGAAGAAUAAGCGAGUCCAGGAAGGUAGAUCGUGAAGGAAAGUAAACAGUUCUCAAAAUUUAUUCACCUUCAACUGAAAAUACCUCGGAGGCCAAUGACUUGAGCUUGGAAAUUUACGAAUACAGCAUGAUCCUCCGACAAGUUAUCUAAUGAAAUGAGGAUCAUGGUAUUGAGUGAUCUUGCUGGACUUGAACUGGGAUGUUCCACGCAUUUGUCCCGCCCCUCCUCCCAUUGUAAGGUAAGGUCAACGUAAAACAUCACUAACACCGAGGUCAGUUGGUUGAGCCCAACUCGUGGACUUUUCUAGUUAACAACCUUUUAUUUUCAUGAUUUGAGGAGCUGCGAAAAUAAGUAUUCAUUGUAGUACACUGGUAUAGACUGAAUGCUGGUUAAUUCACAUGGCCCGGGUGAGGAAAUCUUAGUCCGUAGGGAAAACUAGAAAAGAGUAAGAAAGUGAUAGGAUCUAAUAAAUUCCUAUUUCGUUUCUUUACUCGUUCUUCUUUCUCGGCUACCAACCCGCGAAAUAACCCUCGUUAGCCUCCUUUUUAUUUCAGGAUUGUCAUUUUCUCCUUGUUUACACCCCUAGUUAUUAGCAGACAGCUCCAUGGCCGGUCGAACUUGCUUCCAGAAAUUAUCCCAAACUGGAAAUCUGUUCAUGUGAAGUCAACGUAUAGUUUUGAUCCUGUUGCAUCAUCACCUUGAACUGCCAUUUGUUUAAUUUUUUGGUAUACACGAAUUAAUCGAUAUUAUGAGAUUUCUUAGAUAAUUCAGGUAGAUGCAUUCUUUUACUUAAUCUUUCUCCUGUGAGUUCAAAUUUAUUAUUUCUAGACUUUCAGGUGUAAAGAAGGACGCUGGGAUGCUAAGCAACUCAUUGCAUCUGGUGGGAUGCCGUCAUCUCAUUCCGCUACUGUUACAGCUCUUGCUAUAUCUGUUGGGUUACAAGAUGGCUUUGGUGGAUCAAUAUUUGCCACUGCAGCGAUUUUUGCGUGUAUUGUGAGUCGAAUGCUCCAUUUUUUGUACUAUUCAUCUUGUCCACCGUGAAUAUAUUAGCCUGCGUGGUUGCUUUUGGAUGCUCUUCAUAGUUGACUCCUGGCAAGUCUCUUUUUACUAAAUUUCGCCAUAAGCUGAUUAUCUAUCUAACUAUCUUCGAGCUCCAUUGUUACCAUGUGAAUUUUGGCCUAAAUUGGUGGACAUAUUUGGCUAUGUAGUAAGACAUCAGAAAACUGUCAAGUUAAAAUCAGUUCUACGUAUAUUCUCUAGUACCAUCUCCUGCACUGCCCUAGUCCAUCGAAGGAGUUGGGAUCUAUCAUGUCUUCCUUUAUGUUAAUGCAGCAAAUCCUCGUUUUUCUAUCUGUGAAUAUUUUGGCUGAAUAUUUUAAGCCUUUUUAAUUUUAAUGGGGAUUUUUAACUUCAGAUUAGUUGACAGGUAAUGCAUGAUGCGUUUGGGGUGAGAUUACAUGCUGGAAAGCAGGCAGAGGUAAUGUUCAGUCUCCUGUGGACUUUUCCAAUUCAUAAAUGCUCGAAAAUCAUAAAUAAUCACGUUUUCCUUCUUUUCCUUUUAUUUUCAAUGCUUGACGUCAUCUAUGACUGAGAAUUUUCCACUUUUAACUAAAAAUGCAUGCGAGAACCACACCAUAUUGCAUACAUAUCUUGGAAGUAAGCAUAAGUUUAAUGGGUAUGCCAAAUCACCCUUGGGACUAAAAUCUAUACCCAGAUAAGCAGUAUAGUCGAAAUAAUUUUUAAUUAUUAAUUAUUUUAUAUUUUACCUUUCUACUCAGAGUCAGAAUAAAAUUUCACGGGUAUAUCAUAAUCCAACAGAAAGUUAGAUCCACAUUAUCAUGAUACUAGUCACAGUUUAGCUUGAUCAGUUUCACUGCGAGGAUCUCUGGAUAAAAGGAACUUUUCUUCCGAUUAUUUUGGCUUUAUUAUAAAUAUCGAUUUCUGACCUUACUGAUUCUCCGCAGUUCAUGUGGAACGUCACAUCCAUGAUAAUUAGAAAAAUAAUUCUAUUGUCAAACAGGACAGCGCCUAAUCAGAAAAUUUCAUUCUAAAAAAUAAUUGACUUAAAUGGACAGAGAAUAUUCCUGGAAGGUAUUCCUUUAUUAAUGGCGUUCCAAUUAUCGAUGAUUUUUCUUAGAGUAGAUAUUCUUGGACGAGGAUCUUAUGCCAUCUUGAUGAAGCCAUAGGCUUCUAACAAAUGUCAGAAUAUUUACAGGAAACUAAAACAAAAAAAUUGUUUCCUUUAAUUUUUUUUCAACUUCAAAGUGCAACACUUAGUUAUUGUCUAUUCCUAAAGAUGCUCACUUUUUGUGCAUACAUGCGGUGCAAUAAAUGUGACUGGGUAUUCCCAAGAAUUCAACGUGUCAAAGAGAUCCGCGACUUCGUUCCUGAAAAUUGACGUUUUUGCUUUGAUGAUUUCAUUUAUUCUGGUCUCGUUAGGCAAAUUCGGCUCAAAUAUGAUGUCCCCGCAGGUUUUGAAUCAGAUUGUGUAUGAACUCCCUCCGGAGCACCCUUUAGCUGAAACAAGACCACUGCGAGAACUCCUCGGGCACACUCCCCUUCAGGUUCGGCUGGUUUCCUCCCCCUCUAGGGAACGCCUUAUUUAACCACUGGAAGAUUUGACUAACCGUCGCUGCCUCUGCCUUUCUCGCAUCCAUCCCAGGUUAUCGCCGGUGGUUUGCUGGGAUUCCUCACCGCUACUAUAGCGUACACGAUCCGCAUCGCUGGAAUUCAUACUUAG